GUUUCCAGGCAGAAGAGGAAAGAGAAAAGGCAGAAAAGGAAACUUGAACGGCAGGCUCAGCUAGGACAAAAUGUGGAGGGCAUUGCCUGUAAAAAAGUGCGAAGUGAGAUCCAUCCCAGUGCAUUACGUCUUAUAAUAGACUGCAGCUUUGAUCAUUUAAUGUUAUUACGAGAUGUGAAGAAGUUAAACAAGCAAAUUAGAAGGUGUUAUUCAGAAAACCGCAGAGCAAUACACCCUGUUCAGUUUUAUCUAACCAGCCAUGAUGGACAACUGAAAAGCAACAUGGAUGAAUAUGACAAAGGUUGGAUCAACUGGAAGGAUAUACACAUCAAUUCUGAGCAUUAUAAAGAUCUCAUGAAGUCUGAAGACCUUGUUUACCUCACAUCUGAUUCUCCUGAAGUACUCCGUGAACUAGAUGAGACCAAAGCUUACAUUAUCGGUGGUCUUGUUGAUCACAAUCACCACAAGGGCAUUACAUACAAGCAAGCUCUGGAUCUUGGUAUCCGCCAUGCUCAACUUCCUCUUGGGAGUUUUGUGAAGAUGAAUAGUCGCAAAGUCUUAGCUGUGAAUCACGUAUUUGAGAUCAUACUUGCAUAUCUGGAGAAGAAAGAUUGGAAGGAAGCAUUCUUCAGUGUUUUACCUCAACGUAAAGGAGCAGUGCCUAUUGAUGAAACCGGUGAGGCCCCAACAGAAGUUUCCUUUACUCUGGAUGAAGCGGAUCACUUACUGGACAGUGAUUCUGAUUCUGGCGAUGAUGCAGAACAGAUAGAGCUUGGAAAAGAACAGCAUAACAAUGACAAAUGA
Messenger RNA from Staurois parvus, 804 nucleotides. Lineage: Eukaryota; Metazoa; Chordata; Amphibia; Anura; Ranidae. The record is from the annotation of a GenBank genome assembly.